Vitis riparia (riverbank grape) is the source of this 656-nucleotide messenger RNA. Its product is annotated as small RNA-binding protein 11, chloroplastic-like. Gene Ontology annotation, biological process: positive regulation of mRNA splicing, via spliceosome. The record is from RefSeq and is a predicted model, not a curated record. Bases 101 to 424 code for a protein of 107 amino acids. The transcript has 4 exons. NCBI's taxonomy places the organism in Eukaryota, Viridiplantae, Streptophyta, Magnoliopsida, Vitales, Vitaceae. Gene Ontology annotation, molecular function: RNA binding. Gene Ontology annotation, cellular component: spliceosomal complex.
AACGAGGUGCUCGCGCGUGUAGAGGAACUGAGUGAGCGGGGGCAGAAAAUUUCAUUAAUCCAUAUCCAUACCAUUUAGGAUUGAGACGGCUAUUGUUUCAAUGAUGAAAACGGCGGGAAAUCUGUUGAAGCCAUGGUUUUCUGCAAGAAGAUUCAGCUCUGAGAUCUUUGUCACCAGAUUAUCAGGUUACACCACAAAUGAAGAAUUGAUAGAGAUGUUUUCACCGUUUGGUGUAGUCACACAAGCUAGGUUAAUUUUAGACCCAAAAACCCAAAGGCCAAAAGGGUUUGGUUUUGUAAAAUUUGAGUCAGAGGUUGAUGCAGAGAAGGCAUUGAAGGCUAUGAAUGGCAGGAUUGUAAGAGGAAGGCUGAUUUUUGUGGAAAUCGCAAAGACUACGAGACCGGGAGAGGAUGCUACCUGCUGAAAUCAAGCUCAUUUUAUUGGUCUAUUUAUGAAUCACUGUCACAAAUACUAACAUCCAAUGGCAAUGGAAUUAUAGGUUUUCAAGAACAUAACUUACUUUCUUUACUGUCAUUGGUAGCACGUGUAUGAUAAACUCAGAGUGGCUUGCCUAUUCCCUUCUUACAUUGUUCACUCACUUUCAUAAUUUUAUCUUUUGGAGUUCUUGAGGAAUGAUAUGAUCAUUUUUAUGUUCA